AUGGUCAGAGCCCCACUUCUGUUUCUUCAGGUGAUUGCUCCCGUCUGUGGGCUCCAAAUACCAGAGGAGAAAGUGGAACGCAACAAAGAUCUCAUGGACAAGACACUGCAUAAGAUGGAGGAAUACUUCCUGGGCAACAAGCCUUUCCUUGCUGGCCAGGAGAUGACCAUUGCUGACCUAAUGGCACUAGAGGAAUUGAUGCAACCCUUGGGUGUUGGCUAUGACCUGCUUGGGAGACAUAAGAAACUGGAAGCCUGGCGUAAUCGAGUGGAGACUUUCCUGGGUUCUGACCUGGUUAAGGAAGCCCAUCAUCCUAUUAUGAAUAUCGUGCAAAUUUCUGCUAGUACAACCAUCCCACCCCCUCCCCCAGAUUUCUAUUCAUAUUUGAGACAUCGUAUUGCCAGGAUCCCCUGAUGAUCAAGGUUGGGAGCUCAUGGUAGGGUAG
Molecule: messenger RNA, 445 nt
Organism: Suncus etruscus (white-toothed pygmy shrew)
Lineage: Eukaryota; Metazoa; Chordata; Mammalia; Eulipotyphla; Soricidae
Product: glutathione S-transferase theta-2B-like
Exons: 2
Coding region: 1-414 (137 amino acids)
Biological process (GO): glutathione metabolic process
Cellular component (GO): cytoplasm
Molecular function (GO): glutathione transferase activity
Source: RefSeq, a predicted model, not a curated record